GCUCAAAUCUUGUCUUUGCAAAAUCCGAAGACAUGACGACCAUGGCAAGCCUACGUAAUUCACUCUCCUCUCUCUCCCUGAAAGAACUUACAAGCCCUUCAAAACACAGGCCAAUACAAUUCUUAUUUUGCUCCCAAAUCAUGACUUCCACUUCAAGAAAUGCGGACCCAGAUCAGUUUAGUCUGCACAAAAUGGUUCACCAGGUUCCUGGGCCGGUCUCCAAUGAAACGAACCGCUUUGUCGAUGAAACCUUUGGAAAGUACUCUUCAAAGAAUGCGAAAAGGAAUGGUAAAGGGAUUGCCAUCGUUUGGUUUAGAAAUGAUUUGAGAGUUUUGGACAAUGAAGCUUUGAACAAGGCUUGGGUUACUUCAGAAAUGGUGUUGCCUGUUUACUGUGUUGAUCCUCGUCUUUUCAAGACUACCUACAAUUUUGGUUUCCCAAAAACAGGAGCAUUGAGGGCCCAAUUUUUGAUGGAAUGCUUGGCUGACUUGAAAAAGAAUUUGUUGAAUCGUGGACUGAAUUUGCUCAUUCAACAUGGGAAAUCCGAGGAAAUCAUCCCUUCUCUAGCUGAAUCUUUUGGAGCUCACACAGUAUAUGCACAGAAGGAAACAUGCAGCGAGGAGCUAGAUGUAGAAAGAUUGGUCCGAAAAGGUUUGCAACAAGUGGUGUUAUCGGUUAAGUCUAAAGAUGGUUCCAGGAUCUACCCUGAACUACAAUUGAUUUGGGGUAUUACAUUGUACCAUCUAGAUGACAUUCCAUUCACUCCCAGCACUAUUCCAGAUGUGUACACUCAGUUUCGGAAGUCUAUUGAAGCUAAGUGUACAGUUCGAGGCUGCACCAGAAUUCCAACAUUUCUAGGACCACCCCCCAGCGUUGGUGACUGGGGGUGUGUUCCUUCAAUUAAGCAGCUUGGACUUCAACCACAGAAGGUUACCAGAGGAAUGAAGUUCAUUGGGGGUGAAAGUGCUGCAGUUGGCAGAGUACAUGAGUAUUUCUGGAAGAAGGAUCUCCUAAGGGUAUAUAAAGAGACCAGAAAUGGGAUGUUAGGACCUGAUUACUCUACGAAAUUUUCUCCAUGGCUUGCUUCGGGAAGCCUUUCUCCUCGUUACAUUUAUGAAGAGAUAAAGAGAUAUGAAAGGGAAAGGCAUGCCAAUGAUUCCACUUACUGGGUUUUGUUUGAACUGAUAUGGAGGGACUACUUCAGGUUUAUCUCAGUCAAAUAUGGAAAUUCUCUUUUUCAUAUAGGUGGCCCCAGAAAAUUGGAGUAUAAAUGGAGUCAAGACCAGAAGUUAUUUGAAUCCUGGAGAGAUGGCUGUACAGGGUACCCUCUCAUCGACGCCAAUAUGAAGGAACUAUCAGCUACUGGGUUCAUGUCAAACAGAGGACGACAGAUAGUGUGUUCCUUUCUUGUGCGGGACAUGGGCAUCGACUGGCGUAUGGGAGCUGAGUGGUUUGAGACAAUGCUAUUGGAUUAUGACCCAUCUUCCAAUUAUGGAAAUUGGACGUACGGAGCAGGCGUCGGGAAUGACCCAAGAGAAGACCGUUAUUUCAGCAUCCCCAAGCAAGCACAAACAUAUGACCCGGAGGGUGAGUAUGUAGCAUACUGGUUGCCAGAGCUACAAGCACUUCCAAAAGAGAAGAGGAACUUCCCUGGAAAAUCAUAUAUUGAUCAGGUUGUUCCUCUCAAACAUAGGAAAAUGAAUAGCCAAACAAGUCAAAACACACCCUUAACUGGGAGAAGAAACCAUUUUAGGGUAAACCGGCAAUAAUAGGCAAACUGUUUAUGCCUUUUUUUUCUCUUUUAGAUAUAUAGAAUAAGGCUUGUUUGAAUGCUUCAAUCGCCCUCGUGCGGUUUCAAUUCUGAGAAAUGAUAUAGUUUUACCUCAUUUAACCACAA
Mangifera indica (mango) is the source of this 1897-nucleotide messenger RNA. RefSeq names its product cryptochrome DASH, chloroplastic/mitochondrial. Lineage: Eukaryota; Viridiplantae; Streptophyta; Magnoliopsida; Sapindales; Anacardiaceae. The transcript is spliced from 13 exons. Gene Ontology annotation, molecular function: DNA binding; FAD binding; DNA photolyase activity. Gene Ontology annotation, biological process: photoreactive repair. The record is from RefSeq and is a predicted model, not a curated record. The coding region runs from base 33 to 1769 and encodes 578 amino acids.